Nicotiana attenuata is the source of this 827-nucleotide messenger RNA. RefSeq names its product latex serine proteinase inhibitor-like. NCBI's taxonomy places the organism in Eukaryota, Viridiplantae, Streptophyta, Magnoliopsida, Solanales, Solanaceae. The record is from RefSeq and is a predicted model, not a curated record. Bases 61 to 708 code for a protein of 215 amino acids. Gene Ontology annotation, molecular function: endopeptidase inhibitor activity. The transcript has a single exon.
AAGAACGAUAAAGCAUCCAAAACAAAUUAAAUUCCAUAAGUCCAACCCAAGAAACAAAAGAUGAAGACCAUCUUACUCUAUCUUUCCCUUGCAUUCCUUCCCUUUUCAGCCUUGGCAACUUGCACUACUGAUACUCCCAACCAAGUAUUGAGAGUUGUAAAGGAUUGGAAGGGUCAUCCCCUCGACAAAGACGCUAGAUACUUUAUUGUUUCGGUCUUUAACGGUGCCGGCGGUGGAGGUGUGCGGCUUGCUAAUCUCGGACGUCAAGAAGAAAACACUUGUCCCACAUCAGUUGUGCAAUCCCCUCGUGAUACCGACGAUGGUAUCGCGGUUUAUUUUAAACCUAAAGAGCCCAAGCAUCAGCAGAUUGUGGAGUCUGCUUCGUUAAACAUCAAUUUCUACCUUGAUUAUUAUAAGUGUGCUAACCUAACCGUGUGGAAGGUCGACCACUACCCUAAACCCGCGGAGAACUACACCAUAAGCACAGGUGCAAAGUUGGCAAAUCCACUGGACGUGAACAGCUGGUUUCAAAUUAAGUCUCUCGGGAGCUCGUAUAAACUAGUGUUUUGUCCCUAUGGAGAGACGUUUACCUGCAAAAAUAUAGGUAUCAUCAAUGAAAGUGGAUAUUAUAGGCGUUUGGCUCUCACAGACAACCCAAAGGCAUUUGUGUUCGUAAAGGAUGACCGAAUUGGAAAGGCCGAAGCGUGAUUGUCCGUUGCCUCAGCUUUCUAAUUAAAUUAAGCAAUGUGAAAUAUGUAAUGCAGGGCCUAAGUUCCCAUGAAAUAACAUCCCUGUCGAUCUUCUUAAUAGAUCUUUUUAUUUCUUAA